AUGGCUUUGGUCGCAGUGGCUUUUUGCUUCCUGGCCUAUUCAUCUUGUAUAAGCAUACUGUUACCUGAAGGUAGCAUAUUUACUGACUACAUUACGGCGCAGUCAUUCCGAACCAGCCACUACUUCGUCUGUUUGCUAUCUGAAGAUGUUUACACAAACUUUCUUUCAUUGGGAAAUGCCAUCUCAAUUCUAGUCUCCUUUGUUGUCAGUUCACUUUUGCAUCUCUCCGGAAUCGAAUCUCCCGACGAUUUUCCAUGUGUGUACGAGCCCGACCGUGCAGAAGCUGCAAUCAUGAAAGGAAAUCGGGCAAUGGCGGACUCCCAUGAGUCGUUAAUGGAAAUCGAGUCGGCGCUCAAUCAUCUGUCAGACGAGUUGGACAAGUUUGAUGCGACAUGGGAGACGAAUAUGGCGAAGGUCCUGUCAAGUGCUGAUCUGUACGAUCGUGAGUUGCUGUCCGACGAUGCCGAGCCGGAAAUGUCAGUAACUGCGCAGAUGUUGCUGGAGGAGUUGGCUGCCCGUGGUGAGGAGACCUUCACGCAGAUGAUAGCGCAUCACAAAUCUCUUCAUCAUCCGGUAUCACAAAUUGGUAAGGACAUCGAUAAGUCGACGCACAAAGAGAUCGGCGGCUUAAUUCGUAACGAAAAGGAUAUCGAACGGGAUCCGAAAGCUGAGCGGCUUGUCAACGGAAUGAUUUGCGAUUACCUGAUGACUUGUGGACAUACGAAUAUUGCGGAGACGCUUGUGAAGGAGACAGGCCUUGGUGGACGGAUUGAUGGUUAUCUCGCUAACAGAAAGAUUAUUGAUUGGAUAAUGGAAGCACUCAAAAAUCAGGACAUCGAACCAGCGCUCUCAUGGUUACAACAGAAUCCACAUAGCGAUACAAAGCUGCAGUAUGACCUUUUAAAGCAGCACAUGAUAACGCUAAUCCAGGAUGGCAAGAGGAUAGAGGCGUUGCGGUUUGGCCGUCAGUUAUCUGCCUUUGGAUACGAGAACGAAACGGCCCAGGUGAUGGGCGCAGUAGCGAUGGGCAAGGAUCGAAAUGAUCCGCGAUAUGAAGCGCUGUUCAGCCCGUUGGCAUGGCCGGUGCUCGAGUCGCGGAUGUCAGUAGCAUUAGCUCAAAGCGAUACCCGAUUUCUCAAUGUCAUAUUAACUGGAAUGCGAGCAGUACCAAUUCUUGUGAAUCUGAAGCAGGUGAUGGUGAGUCGUCAAGAUCAUCUGUUCAGUGGGGAAGAACUGCCAGUUGAAGUGAAGAUUGAUGAGUACGUCCACUCGACGUUCACUUGUCCAAUUUUGCGCCAGCAAAGUACAGAUAGUAAUCCACCGAUGCGACUUACUUGUGGUCAUGUUAUAUCGAGGGAAGCC
Messenger RNA from Ostertagia ostertagi, 1362 nucleotides. The record is from the annotation of a GenBank genome assembly. Lineage: Eukaryota; Metazoa; Nematoda; Chromadorea; Rhabditida; Trichostrongylidae.